AUGCAGAAAGUCGUACAACGCACAGUCCGCGCCGAGCGCGUCGUCAAUCGUAAACGAGCGAAGCGAAUCGACCACGCCGACAAAGGCGAAAGCUGGGGACGCUUCCAGCAACGGAAUCGUCUCGUCCGAGCCAAUGGCGCGAAUAUCAAGAAUGCACGCCUUAACAGAGCAGAAGACUGGGCGUUAGGCUCCCUAGCUCCACGGCGAGAUGUGGGCGAGAAAGCGAAGAAUUAUGGUGCGAUGACCAUCUACGAUAUUAAUGCUACGGAUCUGAAUAAAAAGGAUCAGCCGAAAUGGAUUCCCUACUCUGAAGGUGACAGGGUGGUCGUGAUGACAGGGAGGUUCAAGGGCAAGAUCGGCGAGGUGACGGAGACAUCAGAAAAACAGGGGACGGUGAGGGUGAAGGGUGUCAAUGUGACUGAUGUCAUCAUACCGGAAUGGAUGAAUAGGGAGGACAAGACGACGGGAGAUCUCAAUGCUGUGCCGCUGCCUUUACGGUUGGAGGAUGUGCGGCUGGUAUAUCCGCUCCCGGAUCCUGUCACUGGUGUGCCACGGGAUGUGAUAAUCGACCGACUGAUACACAUGAAUUACACCUUUGACAAGACCAAGAAGGAAUGGACGAAAGGCGAUCGUGUAAUACCAGGCACGAAUACCAUGAUACCUUGGCCGGAAACCGUGCCGGAAGAGACACCGGACCACGACGACGAUACGCUAAGAAUCACAGUCGAGGAACAGACUUUCCGGCCUUUCCUCCUCUCGCCGCCAAUGCCACUAUCUGUCAUCGAUGAGCUGAGGAACAGGUACUCGAAGUUUAGAACCAGACAUGAGUACGA
This is a messenger RNA of Recurvomyces mirabilis, 833 nucleotides long. RefSeq lists its product as uncharacterized. Gene Ontology annotation, cellular component: mitochondrion; ribosome. Gene Ontology annotation, biological process: translation. Lineage: Eukaryota; Fungi; Ascomycota; Dothideomycetes; Mycosphaerellales; Teratosphaeriaceae. The record is from RefSeq and is a predicted model, not a curated record. The transcript has a single exon. Gene Ontology annotation, molecular function: structural constituent of ribosome; RNA binding. The annotation marks the transcript as partial.